This is a messenger RNA of Kwoniella shivajii, 1641 nucleotides long. RefSeq lists its product as uncharacterized. The transcript is spliced from 11 exons. Gene Ontology annotation, molecular function: transmembrane transporter activity. Gene Ontology annotation, biological process: transmembrane transport. The coding region runs from base 1 to 1641 and encodes 546 amino acids. Lineage: Eukaryota; Fungi; Basidiomycota; Tremellomycetes; Tremellales; Cryptococcaceae. The record is from RefSeq and is a predicted model, not a curated record.
AUGAGCAGUAUGAGUAAACCCUCCUCUCAUUCUUCUGGAGAAGAAGAAGAGUUGGAGAAAUCAUCUCUUCCAAUCGAAUCAUCUUCUACUCCCAAAGACGGGGAUCUCCUCAACUCGGCUCCUGUCUUACCGCGACUUGAAAAUCAGAAUGGAUUUUCAGAAGGAUCUUCUGAAGAUCAUUCAUCUUCACCAUAUCUAGAAAAAGAAGAAAUCGUAGAUGAUAUUCCUUGGAAAUAUCGUUUAUUGGCUUUUAGCAUGAUCAUCUUUUUCGCUACUGGUUCUUCGUUCUUGGAUGGUAUAACAAGUCCUCUCAAAUCCACAUUUAAAAAAGAGUUGAACGUUUCAAACGCUCAAUAUGGUGCCAUCGCUUCUGCGUCGAGUCUGGUCAAUACCAUCUUACCUAUCAUAGGUGGUGUGGGAAUGGAUUAUUGGGGCGCUACUUACGCCGCUAUCAUUUCGAGUGUAUUCAUUCUCAUCGGAGCUAUUGUUGCAUCGAUAUCAGCAAAUGUAGACAGUUAUGGAUGUCUUAUCGGAGGAAUGAUCUUGAUGGGCUUCGGAUCUACUGUCAUCGAAUCAACUCAAUCUAAGUUGUACGCGCAUUGGUUCCGAGGCCGAUCAUUAGCAUUCGUAUUCGCUUUGGACAUAGCAUGGAAUCGAAUAACUUCAAUUUUUUCAAAAGCUUCAGCAGUGCCCAUGUCUGAAAUCAACGGAUGGUGGGGAUGGGCAUUAUGGAUUCCUACCAUCGUCUGUGUAGUCAAUCUGGGAAUGGUACUUUUCUAUUGGUGGUUCGAAAGAGCCGUUCCAGAGAAAUAUAGACCUGCUUUAGGAAAAGAUGCUAAACUAAAGGAAGGAUGGAGUAAGAGAAAAUUCCAAUGGGCAACCUUAUUCAGAUUGCCCAUGUUCUUCUGGGUCCUAUGUGGUUCUCAACUCUUUCAAAAUUCCGCUGUAAGCGUAUAUACGUCGAACUUGGCAGACAUCCAAACGUAUACAAGGGGAACAUCAAAAUUAGCAGCAGGUUACAACUCGUCUUUACAAGGAAUUGUACCGAUCAUCUUGACUCCUGCAACUGGUUGGUUCUUCGAUAGAUUCGGAUAUAGAAUGGUAUUUGUCUCAUGGACAGCUCUAUUAUAUAUCAUCGUCUUCUCACUUAUCGGCUUCACACAAGUUCAUCCUUUAUGCCCAAUCUUGAUUUCUUCUUUCGCACUUUCCACAAACGCUUUAACGUUUAUUUGUGCCAUUCCCGUAUUGGUUGGAGAUGAUAGAUUACUCGGUACCGCCUUUGGUGUCUGGAAAGCUUUCCAAAAUGGUAAUUCAGCUGUACUGGAAGUUGCAUCAGGUGCCAUUCAAGAUCGAACACCUAAUGGAUCAUACGAUAGAGUGCUUUACUUGAUAAUCGCAAUCAAGGCUGUGGAAGUUUGUCUUGGACCCAUAUACGAUUACUUGGACGGAAGAUGGUUGGGUCAUUCUUUGAGAAAGCCUGAACAGAAAAGACUUGCGAUCAGAAAAGAAGCUAUUGAUAAAGAAAUUGAUUAUCCAGGUUGGAGAAUCAAUAAGAAAGUUUCCAUUUUUGUUGGUGUUGAAUUGACUUGCUUGGUCAUCACUGCUUGGGUCGUAUAUAUCGUUUACUCUCUGGGCACAUAG